Xylaria bambusicola is the source of this 660-nucleotide messenger RNA. RefSeq names its product peptidase M23B. The record is from RefSeq and is a predicted model, not a curated record. Gene Ontology annotation, molecular function: chitin binding. NCBI's taxonomy places the organism in Eukaryota, Fungi, Ascomycota, Sordariomycetes, Xylariales, Xylariaceae. The coding region runs from base 1 to 660 and encodes 219 amino acids. The transcript has 2 exons.
AUGCAGAAAUCUAUUCUAUUCUUCCUCGGCGCCCUCGCCUCGACCGUUGCUGCUGCCCCCCAGUACACUGCCAGCAGCCUCCUUUAUGCCAGAGAAGGAGAAUGCUCCAGCGCGGCUCAAUGUCCCGCUGGAUACUGCUGCUCUCAGUAUGGCUACUGCGGUACUGGCGCUGAAUACUGUGGCGGUGGUGGCAACAGCGGCGGCGGUGGCAGCGGCGGCGGGAGCGGAAGCUACCCGGGUCUCGACGAUGUUCAAAGCCGUAAUGCCGCUGCCGCCAUAGGUGAGGUCCGCGCCGAGGGUCUCAACCGACAGGCUUGUCUUGCCGUCAUCAGCACUGCCCUUCAGGAGUCCACUUUGCACAUCUAUGCCAACAACGCUGUUCCCGAGUCUCUGAACUACCCCCAUGAUCUCGUAGGCGGAGACCAAGAUAGCGUUGGUAUGUUCCAGCAGCGACCUCAGUGGUACCCAGAUAUUGCGAAAGACAUGUCUGCUGCUGGCAGCACCAGCCAGUUCCUGGCGGCUAUGGUUGCCAUCCCCGGAUGGCAAACCAUGGAAAUUUCGGCCCUCGACCAAGCUGUGCAGAAGGCUGAGGCUGGAAAUCUUUAUGCUCAACGCAUUCCCCUUGCUACCCAAGUCUGCGAUGCUGCUGGGGGCUGGUAA